This is a messenger RNA of Ilyonectria robusta, 1563 nucleotides long. RefSeq names its product fungal-specific transcription factor domain-containing protein. The record is from RefSeq and is a predicted model, not a curated record. The transcript has 2 exons. Gene Ontology annotation, biological process: DNA-templated transcription. NCBI's taxonomy places the organism in Eukaryota, Fungi, Ascomycota, Sordariomycetes, Hypocreales, Nectriaceae. Bases 1 to 1563 code for a protein of 520 amino acids. Gene Ontology annotation, molecular function: zinc ion binding; DNA binding.
AUGAGCCAUCUUUCUUCGCACAUAGGGCCCGACGAACUUGCGUACCUGAAGAACAAAGGUGCAUUAACAAUUCCCCACACGAGUCUUCGCAACGAACUGGCCAAAGCCUACAUCGAGUUCGUGUAUCCUUACCUGCCCUCCAUAGACUUGUGUGAUUUCCUCGUGGUACUAAAUGGACAUGAGAUGGCUCUGAGCAGCAUGAGCUUAAUCCUUUUCCAGGCCAUCAUGUUCGCCGGGGCGGCAUUCGUGGACAUGUCACAUCUCAAUUCCGCUGGGUAUUUGACAAGAAAGGCAGCGCAGAAAGAACUAUUUCAAAAGGUUCGACUCUUGUAUACUUUGGAUUGCGAACCGGACCGAAUUUCUCUUAUUCAAGCUCUUCUCACAUUGACAUUCUAUUAUGAGACUCCUGACGACCAGAAGGAUACGUGGUACUGGAUGGGCGUGGUAGCUUCCGAGGCGUAUGCGCUUGGAUUGCACCUCGUACCAGAAAAAUCAGCCACAAAGGACUUCAAGCUACGGAAGAGGAUUUGGUGGUCGGUAUAUAUGCGAGAUCGAAUGAUUGGGCUCGGUAUGCGCCGUCCAUUUCAGAUCUCCGAGGACUAUAAUGUUCCAAUGUUGACAGUGGACGACUUCGAAGUCGCUGAGAUUCCGCAACGCAUUACAUGUGUAGCUGCAGAUUGCGCAGUUGCAAGAGACCCAGUGGUGCAGAGGCGUCUUGCGACUAUGUGCAUUGCCAAAGUCAAUCUAUGCCUCUGCGUUGGUCGUAUUCUGUCCAAGCAUUAUUUGAUCUUGCAACGGAACCAAGGUGUCGCAACUGAUAGAACCUCAUCGUUGCUGGUACCUAAAGAACUGCAUUGGGAGACGUCAGACAUCAGGCAUUGGGACGGGGAGCUAAAUCAGUGGCGAAAGAAUUUACCGGAGAAUCUUCUGCGACAGGAAUCGCUCACCGAACACAGGUCUAUCAACCUCCAUCGAUCUUUACUUCAUAUGAUCUUCUUUGCAGCGCUUUCUACCUUACAUAGACCAUGGGCAAUGUCGCAGACUCCACCACGGCCUUUGGCUUCUCCUGCAGCUCUUCUGCAGACCGAACAGUCGCGCGAAAUCGUUCGCCAAGCCGCGACAGCGAUCACAACUAUUGUCAAGAGUCUGGAUGAUGCCGACUUGGUUCAAUAUUUGCCACUGACCGGAGUCACGGUCCUUCUCCCAGCUCUUACAGCCCACCUUGUGGACCUGAAGGCAGCUGAGGAAUCGAUCCGGGUGGCAGCAUCGUCCGGGUUCUUCCAGUGCAUCCAAGCUCUGAAUAAGCUGCGAGAUCUGUACUUUGCCGCAGACUACAGUAUCGCCCUCAUUGAACAAGCAGCUUAUGCAACCGGCAAUGACACUGCCCGUAUCCAUGUAGGCUUCGAUUUAGUCAGCCGUGAGUUAACUAGCUCGGACAUGGAGACUGAAUCAGAGGCCGCGACGACGAUGGUGAGCUCUGCCAAUAAGACGUCGACUGUCCAUGUGACCCUACCUGCGACAGACAACGUACCACCUGUAAACGAAGCAGGGUACUUUCCAUAG